AUGGCCCAUUUCUCUAUCGCAACUCGUCCUGUCUCUAACAUUAUCGCUGCUCGCAACCUUUCAGCUCCCCCUCCUAUGGAAGCGUCACCGCUCACUCGCCAGCCUCAGCCGGAGGUCUUUACCCCAAAGAUCAUCCAGCUGUACGACUCUCUCUUCAAGGAUGAAUACGAUGACGAGGAGAAGACCGACGGCUUCUGGGCUGAGUUUUUCCUCCUUAGACCUGAUCGUGCAGCCUUGAGACGUAUCCUCAACGACCUUAGUCCCAGCCAUGUCUUGUCCCUCGACAUGCGUACGCAAGAGCUCUUUGCGAGAGCCAUAGCUACGGUUAAGGGCGCGCAUAACCUUGCGCAGCUGCAUGCGCUCGAAACGCUCAGUGUCUUUCUAUCAUGCCUCCUCUCGAAACGAUACCCCCAGCCAAGCUCCGACAUCAUGGUCCUGCUCGCAGGACUCGACCACAUCGACUCCGUCUUUACCGAAUUUGUCAGCGCAGUGGAGGCUAUAAUAAGAAACAGCAAGGACUUGGAGGUUCGAUACAAGGCAAUUGAGGUGCUGGUGGCGGUAACAGCUGGGGCGUACCAAACAACGUUGUUAACAUAUCUGAUUCAAAGAGACCUCUUCCCUGCAGUCAUGAAGUUCAUCCAAGACGCAGACACAGCAGAUCAAGUCCUCCUGCCCUUCACAUUACUAGGCCUCCUCGCCAACUACAACAAAUUUGAGUUCCAGAACCCCUACCAACAGCGACUAAACGACUUUGUCAACGAAGCCGUGAUCCAGAAGAUUGUCGGCGCCCUAGGACAAGCUUGUCAAACGGUUCGAUCGCGGUAUAUCACAAUCCAGGACGAUCUGCCCGAAGGCUGGACAUUCAGCGCUACCCUCAACAUGAUCGGACUCGGCGCAAUUGCCCCUGGCCCAAAGCCUGUAAAGAACCCAGUAUACGAUGUCGAGACUGCCAAGGCUCUCUUUACUCAACUGCCUGAGGAGGAAGCUGCUGUUCUUCUAGCUACAUACGACUUCACCCAUGCUAACAAGCUCUUCUGCUUUAAUCUGGUGACGAUGGCACCAGAACCCGGUGCUGAGCAGCCCAUCGCCAGCUAUCUCUCCCUUACAUCCUAUCUCCUCCAACACGCCUACCUCUCCCCUCGCGCCACCUACUAUGCCCAUCUCAACCUCAUGGUAUUCCGUCUCCUGAUCGAAGAUCCCACGAUUUGCAAGCGUAUCUGCAGCGAUGAGUCCCGCGUAGCAGUCCGUUUGUGUCGGCAACGGCAGCCCUAUCUCCCUCUCGUCAAAGGCGAGCGAGUCCUCGCCAUCUCUCUCCUCGACACCAUGAUUGACGGUGUGAACCACAACCUCCGUCGUCGUCUGGACGUCAGUCUCUAUACACUCUGCUUCGGCAUUAUGCUCCGCGUCGUCUCCUACCUCUCUCGCACACGCACACGUCUCGAGUACCACUGGCCCGAGUUCUUUCGCUCCCUACUCUCCAUCGUUCGCUUCUUCGCCACAUACACAGCCGAUCUGAAGGACCUACCACACAUCGACACUCUUCUCGACCACGUGGUCAACCUCAUCGCCCUAUCUCUCUCCGCUGGCGAAGCUUUCCUUCCCACACCCGCAGACUACGACGAUCUCUUCUACAAAGUCGUCGAGUCCGGCGAGAUCCUCACCAAGUUCAAGGAGAAUUACCGCUUGGCUAACCGCCACAGCAACUCCAUCGACACACUGAUUAAUGUCAGCGCGCACUACAACCAGAUGCUGUCGGAGGGCGGUGUGAGUCGCAGGAAACCCAGUCUCUUGACGACGCAGGAGGUCACAGAGGUAAUUCGUCAGGGAUACGAGACGUUGAGUAUCCAGGCCAAGGAAGGUCUGGAUUCAUGGGAGCGGUACCGGGAAGCGGAUGAGAGGACGCUGCUCAAGAAGGUAGCUAGGGCAGCAGUUGGCGACGUGCGUGUCAUGAUUGAGCGGUAG
Molecule: messenger RNA, 1962 nt
Organism: Fusarium sp. VM40
Lineage: Eukaryota; Fungi; Ascomycota; Sordariomycetes; Hypocreales; Nectriaceae
Source: the annotation of a GenBank genome assembly